GUACCCAGACGUCCGUACUUUGGGUGACGCUUGUAUAACCGGAAAUGACGCCAUCUAUUCGUGGACGCGGCUUGUGGACAGAGGAGAAGCUACUUUAGCUUAGCCAUCUUUUAAUUGCUGAAAACUUAAACGCACAGAAUUUCCACCAUUGCUGUGAUGACUUGACCAAAUCCUGCAAAAGGAGUUAAACGGUAUUUUCUAGGCGACGUAGCAGUCAGCAAGUCACCGACCGUAGGAACAAUGUCCAGCCGUCUGGCCUUCCAGACCCAGCUGGCCUCCAUCAUGGAGGUCCUCGCUAAUGCAGCAGUGGCGGAGAUCUGUAAGCUGGUCGACGACGACUAUGCGGUGGUGAGUUUACAAAUGUCUCAGUGUCAGAGAGAGAACAAAGCCCUGAAGAGGAAGCUGCAUCUGCUGGAGCUGAAGAUGGCCCGGGGAAACGCCGAAAGGAGGCUCCGAGAGAGCGCCAUGAACAGCAGCCGACCGAGGGUACAGAUCAACGCCACCGACAGGCUGCGAGAGUCCACCGAGGGCACAUUUGAGCAACAGAUGGAUGUGGCUCUGUGGUCUGGCAGAGAUGCUGCAGGGGACGCAAAUAGCAAGCUGAUCCACUCUGACAGCAUCCAGAGUAAGUCUCCAGAUGUGGAACUGGUGGAGCCAGAGGCAGUGAUGGUGAAGGAGGAGAAGGUGGAGGCAAACAUGUCACGAGUUGAAGAAGCCGAGGAAAACGUGCCGCUUAUAGGAGAUGAUGGAGUGGUCGAGUGUGUCCCUUGUGGAGCUGCAGGACAGAGACCCAGCAUUGAACAGCAGGACACCCAGUCCACUUCCUGCCAGUCGCAGACCCAGUCCCAGAUCCAGAUCCAGAGCAGCAGGACGAGGCGUACUGGCGGCGGCAGCAGCAGAGGAGCGGAGAAGGAGGAGGAGCCAGACGUGGUGCUGGUGAAGGUGGAGGAGAUGGAGCCGGGGAUGGAGACUCAGAGCCAGACAGGCCUCAGCAUACAGGAGGGGUUGGUGGAGUCGAGCACCGAUGACUACAGAGCAGUCCUGCCAUUUGAUGAAAACACACAAAUCUCUACCAAUCAGCUGUCUGACCUGCAGGAGUCUGGUCGGGGCUUCUCAGAGUCUGCAGCAUGCCAGUCAACCCCCGUGACAUCACAAGACCCCAGCAGUAUAGUGGCAGUCCAGCUGACAGUACCAGACACCAACACGCCAGCCAGCCCCAACGCACAACAACAGCAGAGAUGCAGUAACAACAACCCUCUCACCUCUGAAUACUCUCUGUUUGAACUGGAGACAUUCUUCACCCGCUGGGCCCCUGAUAAUGACUCUGUGUCAGCCUCCUCAGCCUCCGGUGGCCCUUCAUGUUCCUUCACCACUGAUGACUCAGCAGAGUGUGACCAGGAUGGUGUUAUUAUUGUAGAGACUGAACGACAACCUCAACGUGUGCUUCAGCCACCGCAAGCUUCAGUUUCCUCAGCAAUGAGGAUGAGUGGAGGGCAGACUUUUUCCUCUGCAUCCAGCCGUUCCAGAGUUUACAAACAGCCGUCGGUGUCACAAGCAGGGAGUUCUGCAUCCAUACCUUUGAGGAUGCUGCCUCCAUCUUCCCAGUCUCCAUGGAACAGAACAACAGCCAUGAUAAGAAGUGCACAGGCUCAGCUGCUGCAGCAGCAUCGCAACAGCAACAGGAUCUCUCAGCAACAACUCAGUAUUCCCUCUGCACAGACCACACUGUCCUCCACAACAUCUGCAGUCAGCAACACAGACAGUACUGAUAAAACAAGUAUCUCUGGAAUCAGCUCAACCAGUAGGACUAUGAGCUCCACAACCGCCCCACAGUCAGCUUUAUCUGUCAGAGGAACUACACCACCAUUGUCCAGCAUUGAGGUGGCCAUCACUGCACAACAAGCCAGCCUUCUGGCUCGCCACAAUAAAAGCCAGGCUGCAGGCAUUGUGCCCAGUGAGCGCCGCAGGAAGAGCUACGUAUGCCGUGCCUGUGGUAAGGCUUUCUCUGGGUUGUCUAAUCUGGAGGCCCACGAGAGAGUCCACACAGGGGAGAAACCCUUCUGCUGUGACACCUGUGGGAAACGCUUCUCAGAGGCUGGAAAUCUGAAGAAGCACCAGAGAGUUCACACCGGGGAGAAACCCUUUAGCUGUGACCAGUGUGGGAAGAGGUUUGCUUGGAUUUGCAAUCUGAGGACACACCAGCAGUCGGCCACAGGAUGUGCACCACAGGCCAGGGGAGGGUUAGGUCUAGGCUGAUCAAACAGAGUAGACUGUAGGUGACAGGACUGUUGUAGCUUUUAGAAUCUUAUUCACACACACACACACACACACACACACACACAGUGCCAUUUUGUGAUCCUUAAAUAGUGGUACAGCAGCAAUACAAAGUGUGAUACCAUAUUUACAUAUUCCGUCUUUUGUACUUUCAAGUUGUUUUGUGCCUAUGAUGAAAUGCCGUAGCUAUUAAAUUUCAGUUAAAGGACCAAAUCCGUGUUUUUCAUGCUUUAGCUGAUUUGCUGCAAAUCGUAUAUACUUUUCAUUACUACCAACUGUUUACCAAAGUAGGUUAUGCUGUUUUGGACAUGUUGUUUCAGGCAGUCACUGCUGAAUGCAGAUUGAUUUGAAAGUCAGCACUACAAUAUAAUGCAACACUAAGCCAAUCAACAACAAAAUCUGACAUGAUAUUCACUGUGAUCUGCUAGACGUCAGAGAAAGCGUGUUAAAAAUCCCAAAAAAGACAAUGGUAUGUUUUGGGAAACUGUUGAUAGUAAUGUCAUUUAUACUUGACUUGGAUGGGAUAAAUUGUUGCAUGGUCUUCCUCUAGCUUGUGCGUAUAUCAUCCCAGCUGGAAAGAGAUGACAUUAGUUUGAUAAAAUUUACUCUCACUGCACAUUUUUAGAUAACAUAGGUAAUACGUCUGUUCAGGGAGUUUUUGCAGAUUGUUAAAUGGAAAGACCAUUGAUGCAAUUGAAAAUAGGUUCUGAUUUCAUUUUGAUGUGUUUUCAUCAUUGUAAUAAUACAUAUUAAUAAUUUUGAGACUUAAGUACAAUUACUGUAAGAAAAAAUGACAUCUAGUUGUUACAGUUCUCUACAUAGAUUCAGCAUUACUUAUUCAUGCCCUUCCAUAUCAAAACAAAAGAUUCCAGAAAGUUGCUGCUGGGGUUUAUGGAAAAUGCUGACUUUUUAGAAACACCAGCACUAAUAAUUCCACGGGCAUGAAAGUCAUUACGCUGUUUUUAACAGUAGUUACACUAUGUGGUCACAAAUUAUCCAACAGUGAUGAAUUGAUGUCUUCAAGGUGCUACUUCUAGAUGAUAUUUUGUCCACAUCUUUUGCUGUCUUUAUGUGUCCCACUGCACCACAUUCCUCAAGUAUGGGAACCACUGGUUGAGUUGAUUUUGUACUGUGAACAUGUUAAAUAUAUUUUGUUACUAUGUCCAAUAAACAUUUAUG
Chelmon rostratus (copperband butterflyfish) is the source of this 3453-nucleotide messenger RNA. RefSeq names its product fez family zinc finger protein erm. Lineage: Eukaryota; Metazoa; Chordata; Actinopteri; Chaetodontiformes; Chaetodontidae. Gene Ontology annotation, molecular function: RNA polymerase II cis-regulatory region sequence-specific DNA binding; DNA-binding transcription factor activity. Bases 241 to 2256 code for a protein of 671 amino acids. The record is from RefSeq and is a predicted model, not a curated record. The transcript has 8 exons. Gene Ontology annotation, biological process: regulation of transcription by RNA polymerase II.